CAUCAUAUUGUGCAAGUAAGUGAAAUAUAUACAAGUAUUAGUAUUGUGUUCUCCUCAAGAAAAUGAACACUCUCCCUUCUUCACAUCUUCUUUCGAAUAUUCCUCAAUUAUUCAAUAUUACUUCAAAAAAUUCAUUUCCUAAUCCUAAUGUAAACAGAAGGAAUAUCAUUUCUACGGAUAUAAUAAUCUCCUCUCCAUCGUUUCCUCGCAAGCUCCUAAAAUGCAACGUUCAAAGGUUUAAUCUCGUCACCAUAUUGAAUGCCUUAGAUGAAUUCAUAUGCAAAUUUCUUGACUCCCCUCUUCCAACUUGUGUCGAUCCUGGCCACGUCCUCGCCGGAAACUUCGCGCCGACGGACGAGCUUCCGCCGACCUUAUGCGACACUAUCGAAGGCUCCAUCCCGAGCUGCUUAGAGGGCGGAGCGUACAUCCGUAAUGGCCCCAAUCCUCAAUUCAUCCCUAGAGGACCUUACCAUUUCUUCGAUGGCGAUGGGAUGCUUCACAUGAUCAAAUUCUCGAAAGGUAACGAGGCUACGUUUUGUAGCCGCUAUGUCGAGACGUACAAGUAUUUAGCCGAGCGUGAGGUCGGGUACCCUUUCGUCCCGAGCAUUUUUGCUUCCUUCAAUGGCGUUCCGGCCACUGUUGCUCGAUUAGGUCUAAACAUGGCGAGGGUGAUUCUAGGGCAAUUCGACCCGAUGAAUCGUGGAUUUGGCGUGGCGAACACGAGUUUGUCGGUAAUUGGGAAUCGACUCUACGCGCUGUGUGAGUCGGAUCUUCCGUAUGAAGUGAAACUGACGUCGGAAGGGGAUAUUUUAACGGUUGGGCGAAGUGAUUUUUGUAGUGUGGAACCGUUGUUGAGGAUGACGGCGCAUCCGAAAGUCGAUCGUGAAACAGGGGAGGUUUGUGCAUAUAAAUAUGAUGUAGUACCUCCGUAUAUUACGUUUUUUUGUAUCGACUCGGAUGGGAGGAAGCAACGGGAGUUGCCGAUAUAUUCGAUGAAGGAGAUGACGAUCAUCCAUGACUUUGCGGUGACCAAGAGUUAUGUGGUGUUUCCCGAUCUCCAGCUUGUGGUGAAUCCUUGGAAGAUUUUGCGGGGAAAGUCUCCGGUGGGGGUGGAUGCUUGCAAAGUGCCGCGGCUUGGGAUUGUUCCCAAGGAUGCGACGGAUGAGUUUGGGUUGUGGUGGAUUGAUUGUCCGGGGUUGAAUUUGUUGCAUUGUUUUAAUGCUUGGGAAGAAGAUGACGGCGACACUAUAGUGAUGAUCGUGUCUAAUAGUGCAUCGGUGGAGCACGUUCUUGAGAAGAUACAGUCUUCGCCGGAGUUGACGAUGGAGAAGGUCACAAUAAGUGUGAGGAGGAAGACGAUGGAAAGGCGCAGAUUGUGUAGUAGGUCGCUUGACUUUGCAACCAUCAACCCGGCGUAUGCUACAAAGAAGACGCGGUAUGUUUAUGCCGGGAUGGUAGGAGAAAUGAGGUGGGAGGGGGUGGUGAAGCUAGACUUAUUAUUAUCUGGUGAUGGUGAUGAAUGCACGGUGGCUAGCCGGGUGUACGAGCCAGGGUGGUGCGGAGGCGAGCCAUUCUUCGUGGCGAGCAACAGAUCUACAACGACAGACGAAGAGGAAGAGGAAGAUGAAGACGAAGACGAAGACGACGGUUACUUGGUAACGUAUGUGCACGACGACAAGUGUAAUGAGUCGAUGUUUCUGGUAAUGGAUGCACAAUCGCCGACGCUGGAGACGGUGGCCGCCGUGAAGCUGCCGCAUCGGGUUCCCAACGGCAUCCACGCCAUCUUUUUACUCCCAACGCAACUUGAUGCCUUGCAUUGAUCAAUGCCACUCAUCCCUACUGGCUAAUUAAUUAAUUAAUUAAGCUGCAGUACUGAAGGCGCAUGCAGCCAUGAAAUGAAAUAACUAUAUACACAUAUUCAGACCAUACUGUAGUCUGUGGAUAUAUACGGUACUAUAUACGUUCUUCAAAUUAUUUCCAAAACAAAAUUAAUAAUGUCCUCUCAUCAUCAUUUAACAGUUUUGGACAAGUGUGGGGUGGGGUUGUGGUCAGUUUCCACAUAGGCAACUGCACCCCACGCCACGAUUCAUUCAUUCAUCACAGAUAACAACAUGUAUGUGUCAAAAUAAUUGAACUUAGCUACAGAUAUUUAUUACUCCUAUAUUAUACUAGUAUUUU
This is a messenger RNA of Andrographis paniculata, 2178 nucleotides long. RefSeq names its product probable carotenoid cleavage dioxygenase 4, chloroplastic. The transcript has 2 exons. Gene Ontology annotation, cellular component: chloroplast stroma. Bases 63 to 1820 code for a protein of 585 amino acids. Lineage: Eukaryota; Viridiplantae; Streptophyta; Magnoliopsida; Lamiales; Acanthaceae. Gene Ontology annotation, molecular function: carotenoid dioxygenase activity. Gene Ontology annotation, biological process: carotene catabolic process. The record is from RefSeq and is a predicted model, not a curated record.